GGCGCAGGGUAGACGGGGCCGCGGCCCGCACCCCCACCCGGGCGGCCGAGAGGCGGGGAGCGGCUGGUCCGGGGCGGCCGCGGCUCCAUGGGGCUCCUGGGGCUCCUGAGCCUGCUGCACUCGGCCUUCUUCGGGGACCAGACACUGCAGGAGCUGAAGAUGACGAGCUCCGUGGCGCCCUACGAGCAGCUGGUGCGGCAGGUGGAGGCCUUGAAGGCUGAGAACAGCCACCUGAGGCAGGAGCUCCGGGACAACUCCAGCCACCUGUCCAAGCUGCAGACAGAGACGUCGGGCAUGAAGGAGGUCUUGAAGCAUCUACAGGGGAAGCUGGAGCAGGAGGCCCGAGUGCUGGUGUCCUCGGGACAGACGGAGGUGCUAGAGCAGCUGAAGGCCCUGCAGAUGGACAUUACCAGCCUGUACAACCUCAAAUUCCAGCCGCCUGCCCUGGGCCCGGAGCCUGCCGCCCGGACCCCCGAGGGCAGCCCGGUACAUGGCUCCGGGCCCUCUAAGGACAGCUUUGGGGAGCUGAGCCGGGCCACCAUCCGGCUGCUGGAAGAACUGGACCGGGAACGGUGUUUCCUGCUGAAUGAGAUUGAGAAGGAGGAGAAGGAGAAGCUCUGGUACUACUGUCAGCUGCAGGGCCUGUCCAAGCGCCUGGACGAGCUGCCGCACGUGGAGACGCAGUUCUCGAUGCAGAUGGACCUGAUUCGGCAGCAGCUGGAGUUCGAGGCCCAACACAUCCGCUCGCUGAUGGAGGAGCGCUUUGGCACCUCGGACGAGAUGGUGCAACGGGCGCAGAUCCGCGCCUCGCGCCUGGAGCAGAUUGACAAGGAGCUGCUGGAGGCACAGGACCGAGUGCAGCAGACGGAGCCCCAGGCCUUGCUGGCAGUGAAGUCGGUGGCGGUGGACGAGGACCCCGAGACAGAGGUCCCCACACACCCAGAGGAUGGCACCCCUCAACCAGGCAACAGCAAGGUGGAGGUGGUCUUCUGGCUGUUGUCCAUGUUGGCGACGCGCGACCAGGAGGAUACGGCGCGCACGCUGCUGGCCAUGUCCAGCUCGCCGGAGAGUUGCGUGGCCAUGCGCCGCUCGGGCUGCCUGCCGCUGCUGCUGCAAAUCCUCCACGGUACCGGCACCGAGGCCGGGGGUCGCGCCGGGGCUCCAGGGGCGCCGGGCGCCAAGGACGCACGCAUGCGUGCCAACGCGGCGCUGCACAACAUCGUCUUCUCGCAGCCGGACCAGGGCCUGGCGCGCAAGGAGAUGCGCGUCCUGCACGUGCUGGAGCAGAUCCGCGCCUACUGCGAGACGUGCUGGGACUGGCUGCAGGCCCGGGAGGGCGGGCCCGAGGGAGGCGGAGGCGGCGCCAGUGGCGCCCCGGUCCCCAUCGAGCCGCAGAUCUGCCAGGCCACCUGUGCGGUGAUGAAGCUGUCCUUUGACGAGGAAUACCGCCGUGCCAUGAACGAGUUAGGCGGGCUGCAGGCCGUGGCCGAGCUGCUGCAGGUUGACUACGAGAUGCACAAGAUGACCCGGGACCCACUGAACCUGGCGCUGCGCCGCUACGCGGGCAUGACCCUCACCAACCUCACCUUCGGGGACGUGGCCAACAAGGUGCCUGGGGCAGCGGGUGGAUGGGGCUGGCUCGCUCCUCCUCCAGGCUUGCAGGGUCUCUCAUGCAAAUCGUUAGGAUACACUCAUACCAAAAAUCAGUCUUUCCGAAAUCCAAACCUAACAAGUCAUGUUCACUUUUACCUGGCACAUCCGGCCUCCCCACCCCCGGGUGGGCAGGGGGUGGCCCAGACUGACGCGCCCUGUGCCCGCAGGCAGGUGCUCCGGGAUCACAACUGUCUACAGACGCUGCUGCAGCACCUGACCUCACACAGCCUGACCAUUGUGAGCAAUGCGUGCGGCACGCUCUGGAACCUGUCGGCCCGCAGCGCGCGCGACCAGGAGCUGCUGUGGGACCUGGGCGCCGUGGGCAUGCUGCGGAACCUGGUGCACUCCAAACACAAGAUGAUCGCCAUGGGCAGCGCCGCCGCCCUACGCAACCUGCUGGCCCACCGGCCCGCCAAGCACCAGGCGGCCGCCACCGCCGUGUCCCCGGGCAGCUGCGUGCCCAGCCUGUACGUGCGCAAGCAGCGGGCGCUGGAGGCCGAGCUGGACGCGCGGCACCUGGCACAGGCGCUGGAGCACCUGGAGAAGCAGGGCCUGCCCGCCGCUGACGCUGCUGCUAAGAAGCCGCUGCCACCCUUGCGGCACCUGGACGGCCUGGCUCAAGACUACGCUUCCGACUCAGGCUGCUUCGAUGACGACGAUGCACCAUCAUCCCUAGCUGCGGCUGCGGCCACUGGGGAGCCGGCCAGCCCCGCAGCCCUGUCACUCUUCCUAGGCAGCCCCUUCCUGCAGGGGCAGGCGCUGGCCCGCACCCCGCCCACGCGCCGCGGUGGCAUGGAGGCGGAGAAGGAGGCCAGUGGGGAGGCGGCCGUGGCGGCCAAGGCCAAGGCCAAGCUGGCGCUUGCAGUGGCGCGCAUCGACCGGCUGGUAGAGGACAUCUCCGCCCUGCACACCUCCUCCGACGACAGCUUCAGCCUCAGCUCUGGGGACCCCGGGCAGGAGGCGCCACGGGAGGGCCGUGCCCAGUCCUGCUCGCCAUGCCGCGGUCCCGAGGGCGGGCGGCGGGAUGCAGGCAACCGGGGACACCCAUUGCUACGGCUCAAGGCGGCGCACGCCAGCCUCUCCAACGACAGUCUCAACAGCGGCAGUGCCAGCGACGGGUACUGCCCACGCGAGCACAUGCAGCCCUGCCCGCUGGCCGCACUGGCUUUGCGCCGCGAGGACCCCAGGUGUGGGCAGCCUCGGCCUAGCCGUCUUGACCUUGACCUGCCAGGCAGUCAGGCCGAGGCCCCCGCCAGGGAGGCCACAUCCGGCGAUGCCCGUGUGCGCACCAUCAAGCUGUCGCCCACCUACCAGCACGUGCCGCUGCUCGAGGGUGCCACAAGGGCGGGUGCAGAGCCCCUCGCGGGGACUGGGACCCUUCCAGGGGCCCGAAAGCAGGCCUGGCUGCCGGCAGACCCUCUGAGCAAGGUUCCCGAGAAGCUCGCGGCGGCCCCACUGUCCGCUGCCAGUAAGGCACUGCAGAAGCUGGUGGCGCAGGAGGCACCGCUCUCGCUGUCGCGAUGCAGCUCCCUCUCCUCGCUGUCCUCGGCAGGCCGCCCAGGCCCCAGUGAGGGCGGUGACCUGGAUGACAGUGACUCCUCCCUGGAGGGACUGGAGGAGGCAGGCCCCGGGGAGGCUGAGCUGGACAGCGCGUGGACAGCGCCCGGGGCCGCCUCCCUGCCAGUAGCCAUCCCGGCUCCCCGGCGCAACCGAGGCCGGGGCCUGGGGGUGGAGGACGCCACGCCGUCCAGCUCGUCAGAGAACUACGUGCAGGAGACGCCACUGGUGCUGAGCCGCUGCAGCUCUGUGAGCUCGCUGGGCAGCUUCGAGAGCCCGUCCAUCGCCAGCUCCAUCCCCAGUGAUCCCUGCAGCGGGCAGGGCAGCGGCACCAUCAGCCCUAGCGAGCUGCCCGACAGCCCUGGGCAGACCAUGCCGCCCAGCCGGAGCAAGACGCCGCCGCUGGCGCCCGCGCCAGCAGGUCCUCCCGAGGCCAGCCAGUUCAGCCUGCAGUGGGAGAGCUACGUGAAGCGCUUCCUCGACAUCGCGGACUGCCGCGAACGCUGCCGGCUCCCGUCGGAGCUGGACGCGGGCAGCGUGCGCUUCACCGUGGAGAAGCCGGAUGAGAACUUCUCAUGCGCCUCCAGCCUCAGCGCACUGGCCCUGCACGAGCACUAUGUCCAGCAGGACGUGGAGCUGCGGCUGCUGCCCUCGGCCUGCCCAGAACGCGGCGGGGGUGCGGGGGGCGCCGGCCUCCACUUCGCGGGGCACCGCCGGCGAGAGGAGGGGCCGGCGCCCACAGGCUCUCGACCCCGCGGGGCCGCAGACCAGGAGCUGGAACUGCUGCGGGAGUGCCUGGGGGCCGCCGUGCCUGCCCGGCUGCGCAAGGUGGCCUCGGCGCUGGUGCCAGGUCGCCGCGCGCUGCCCGUGCCCGUCUACAUGUUGGUGCCCGCUCCGGCCCCGGCCCGGGCCCAGGAGGACGACUCCUGCACUGACUCCGCGGAGGGCACGCCGGUCAACUUCUCCAGCGCCGCCUCCCUCAGCGACGAAACGCUGCAGGGACCCCCCAAAGACCAGCCUGGGGGACCAGCGGGCAAGCAGAGACCCACCGGCCGCCCCACAUCGGCCAAGCAGCCUGGGGGGCACCGGCACAAGGCGGGAGGCGCCGGCCGCAGCGCAGAGCAGGCCCACCAGGGUGCGGGCAAGAACCGAGCCGGGCUGGAGCUGCCCCUGGGCCGGCCCCCGAGCUCCCCCGCAGACAAGGACGGCUCGAAGCUGGGCAGGACCCGCGGGGACGCAGCGCUCCAGUCACUGUGCCUCACGACGCCCACUGAGGAGGCCGUGUACUGCUUUUACGGCAAUGACUCCGAUGAGGAGCCCCCGGCGGCCGCACCAACGCCCACCCACCGGCGCACGUCGGCCAUUCCCCGCGCGCUCACGCGGGAGCGCCCUCACGGCCGGAAGGAGGCCCAUGCCCCGUCCAAGGCAGCACCGUCCGCCCUGCCGCCCGCCCGGGCCCAGCCCAGCCUCAUCGCAGACGAGACCCCGCCCUGCUACUCUCUGAGCUCCUCGGCCAGCUCCCUCAGUGAGCCCGAGCCCCUGGAGACACCGGCACCGCUGGCUGGCCGUCCACGAGCCCGGGAGCCUUCAAUCACCAAGGACCCAGGCCCGGGAGGCCGCCUUGACAGCUCGCCCAGCCCUCGGGCCGCGGAGGAGCUGCUGCAGCGCUGCAUCAGCUCGGCCCUGCCCAGACGCCGGCCCCCCGUGUCCGGCCUGCGGCGCCGCAAGCCCCGCACCACGCGGCUGGAUGAACGGCCCGCAGAGGGAUCCCGGGAGCGUGGCGAGGAGGCAGCGGGCUCGGACCGGGCCUCAGACCUGGACAGCGUGGAGUGGCGAGCCAUCCAGGAGGGCGCCAACUCCAUCGUCACGUGGCUGCACCAGGCGGCGGCUGCCACUCGCGAGGCCUCGUCUGAGUCUGACUCCAUCCUGUCCUUCGUAUCUGGGCUGUCGGUGGGCUCCACCCUGCAGGCCCCCAAGCACAGGAAGGGACGACAGGCAGGGGGCGAAACCGGCAAUACCCGGCGGCCAGAGAAGCGGGGCACAGCCUCAGCGAAGCCCAGCGGAAGCUCCCGUUCCACUGCGGGCCCCGAGAAGCCACGUGGCACACAGAAGACCACGCCCGGGGUGCCCGCUGUGCUCCGGGGACGAACAGUCAUCUACGUGCCCAGCCCAGCACCCCGGGCCCAGCACAAAGGGACCCCCGGCCCCCGCACCACACCGCGGAAGGUGGCGCCCCCUUGCCUGCCACAGGCCGCGGCUCCAGGCAAAGUCCCCAGCCCCGGACAGCAGCGGUCAAGGAGCCUACACCGGCCUGGCAAGACCUCGGAGCUGGCGACGCUCAGCCAACCCCCCAGGAGUGCCACACCACCCGCCCGCCUCGCCAAGACCCCCUCCUCCAGCUCUUCUCAGACCUCGCCCGCCUCCCAGCCCCUGCCCAGAAAGCGCCCCCAAGUCACCCAGCCUGCCGGGCCCAUGCCCGGCCCCGGGGCCUCCCCGAUGCCCAAGACGCCGGCGCGCACCCUCUUGGCGAAGCAGCACAAGACACAGAGGUCGCCUGUGCGGAUCCCCUUCAUGCAGAGGCCAGCCCGGCGGGGGCCGCCAGCGCUGGCUCGGGCAGUCCCGGAGCCGGGCCCCAGGGGCCGGGCGGGGGCCGAGGCGGGCCCAGGGACGCGCGGGGGCCGCUUAGGCCUCGUGCGCGUGGCCUCGGCCCUCUCCAGCGGCAGCGAGUCCUCCGACCGCUCAGGCUUCCGGCGACAACUCACCUUCAUCAAGGAGUCGCCCGGCUUGCGGCGCCGCCGCUCGGAGCUGUCCUCGGCUGAGUCCGCGGCCUCUGCCCCGCAGGGCGCCUCGCCCCGCCGCGGCCGACCCGCGCUGCCCGCCGUCUUCCUCUGCUCCUCACGCUGCGAAGAGCUCCGAACGGCGCCCCGGCAGGCUGCGGCCCCGCAGCGGCCCCCAGCGACCCGAUCCGGCCCCGGCGAGCGCCCGGCCCGGCGCACCAGCUCCGAGAGCCCGUCCCGCCUGCCCGUGCGCGCGCCCGCCGCCCGGCCCGAGACGGUCAAGCGCUACGCGUCGCUGCCGCACAUCAGCGUGGCCCGCAGGCCCGACAGCGCCGCCCCCGCAGCCCCCGCCGACGCCGACGCGCCGCGCCGCAGCAGCGACGGGGAGCCCCGGCCGCUCCCCAGAGUGGCCGCGCCAGGCACGACGUGGCGGCGCAUCCGAGACGAGGACGUGCCCCACAUCCUUCGCAGCACGCUGCCGGCCACAGCCCUGCCACUGCGAAGCUCCACGCCCGAGGACGCCCCGGCUGCGCCCCCGCCGCGCAAGACCAGCGACGCCGUCGUCCAGACAGAGGAGGUCACCGCCCCCAAGACCAACUCCAGCACGUCCCCGAGCCUGGAGAGCAGGGAGCCCCCUGGAGUCCCCGCCGGCGCCCCGCUCUCCCUCCUCGGCAGCGACGUGGACGGGCCCGGCGUCACCAAGGCUCCCAUCUCUGCACCCUUCGUGCACGAGGGCCUGGGGGUCGCCGUAGGGGGCUUCCCCGCCAGUCGGCACGGCUCCCCCAGCCGCUCGGCCCGAGUACCCCCCUUCAAUUAUGUGCCCAGCCCCAUGGUGGCUACAGCCACCACCGAUUCAGCCGCGGAGAAAGCCCCGGCCACCGCCUCGGCCAGCCUCCUGGAAUAGAGGCCUAGGCUGGCCUUCUGGAACGUUCUCUCCCGGCCCUGCGGCCGGGUCUGGCUGCCCCACGGGCCUGCGCUGUAGAUGCCCCCAUAGGUCGCCCCAGGGCCUCUGCCCAGCCGAGCCCCACCACCCACUGAGCCCCCGCCCAGCCCAAGGGGGCUUCGCGCCUCACCGGAAGACCUUGCCUCUGUGCCGUGGGGUCGAAGUCCCGGCCGUGAGGCGCUGGCAAGGGCGCCGUGGCCCACCUUUGAGCGCGCGGCCCUUCCCCUGUCGGGAGCCGUUGCCUGACCCCGGGCGAGGGAGGGGCAGCCUCCGGGUCCGGGUCCG
Cebus imitator (Panamanian white-faced capuchin) is the source of this 7215-nucleotide messenger RNA. RefSeq names its product APC regulator of WNT signaling pathway 2 (gene APC2). Gene Ontology annotation, molecular function: beta-catenin binding; gamma-catenin binding; microtubule binding. NCBI's taxonomy places the organism in Eukaryota, Metazoa, Chordata, Mammalia, Primates, Cebidae. The transcript is spliced from 12 exons. The record is from RefSeq and is a predicted model, not a curated record. Bases 88 to 6891 code for a protein of 2267 amino acids. Gene Ontology annotation, cellular component: catenin complex; beta-catenin destruction complex; cytoplasmic microtubule. Gene Ontology annotation, biological process: cell fate specification; Wnt signaling pathway; pattern specification process.